Manis pentadactyla (Chinese pangolin) is the source of this 848-nucleotide messenger RNA. It is a transcript of the gene BRI3, whose product is annotated as brain protein I3. Lineage: Eukaryota; Metazoa; Chordata; Mammalia; Pholidota; Manidae. The record is from RefSeq and is a predicted model, not a curated record. Bases 179 to 556 code for a protein of 125 amino acids. The transcript has 3 exons.
GAAGGGAAGCCCGCGGCGCCCGCCUCCGAGAGGGGCCCAGCCCCGCCGUCGCUGCUACCGCCGUCCCAAGGAGCGGGCCCGCCGCGCCGUCCGGCGUUCCGGGGGUCCGAGCCGGAGAGGGAGCGGGAACCCAAGCAGGCAGAGCGGGAGCCGGCCGGGUGGGUGGGCGCCGCCCGCCAUGGACCACAAGCCCCUGCUGCCGGAGCGGGCGCCCGCCUACAACCUGGAGCCUGGCCAGGGCGACUUCGCGUGCGGCCCGCACGGCUACGGCGCCAUCCCCACCGCGCCCCCGCCGCCGCCCUACCCUUACCUCGUCGCAGGGAUCCCCACCCACCACCCCAGGGUCUACAGCAUCCACAGCCGAAAUGUCACCCGGUACCCUGCCAAUUCCAUCGUCGUCGUGGGAGGCUGCCCAGUCUGCAGGGUUGGCGUUCUGGAGGACUCCUUUACCUUCCUGGGCAUCUUCUUGGCCAUCGUCUUGUUCCCUUUUGGCUUCAUCUGCUGUUUUGCCUUGAAGAAGCGAAGAUGCCCCAACUGUGGAGCAAACUUUACUUAAAGGGAAGAACACACCUGGCUUUCAUACACCCAGCUAUCUUUUUCUAAUGUAAAUGUUGUGUACAAUAGCUUUAUUUGAUUAAGCUUCAGGACUGUUUUGUGAGAUGGGCUACACAUUUGGCAUGUGUGAGCCGAGGUUUCGUGAGCAUAGGGGUUACGGAGUGUGGACACAUACCCACACUGCUCCCGGGGUUAAUGACAACUCAAUAAAGCACUGCUUUUAUUUUUUGCAGUCUUCAAUUUGAGAAAGGUGAGAAAUACUGUUUUAAAUAAAUGAAAUUCAUACCAUUGUU